AAUUCGGGCCCUGUUUUAUAUCUGUAAUCGAGGACGGUUAUCGCCGCCACCGGCAUCUCGUACUAGUCCAUCAUUAGACGACGGGAUGAUGCUGAUAGUCCCAGACAACCUGAACCCGUCACAUAUACCUGUAGCCAGUUCAGUGUAACCUCCAUUCACUCAGCGCUUUGUGUUCUCAUCUGAUAUAGAGGAACAACGAGACAUUCCUCAAGUUCUCCGUGCCGAAUCUCACCCAUCUCGAGAACCACUGCCGGUGCAAUCGUGCCAGUGCCAUCGCAAUGGCCUCGACUAUGGAGAAGCCAGAGCCCAAGGACUUGUCCUACCAUUACUCGCGGGUCACUCAAAACCGCGCUCCUAGCAAGAUGAAGCAAUUCUACAAGUAUUUCUUCAUUCCAGGCAUCGGCAAUCUGGCUGGAGGUCUCCCGUAUCCUGGAUACUUUCCCUACGACACAUUGGAGGCAUCGACAGCCCUUCCAAAUCGGUUUCGACCGACCCCAAACAAGCCGGUCGAUCCUCCCUCCACCGAUUUGACGCAUCUCGCACUAUCCGAGAGCCCUGCCGCCUCCAGAAUCCUGGUACCUCACGAUUCAAAGCAACCGGACAUCCUACGAAAGAUAGAUUUGACCACUGCUUUACAAUAUGGCACUGCUGGGGGAUACCCUCCCCUACGAGACUUUAUUCGGUCAUUCGUGCGGACGAACUUACACCCUAAUGUCCCAUACAAAGACGGUCCGGAGGUUAUCUUGACUUGCGGAUCCACGGAUGGAUUCUCCAAAACCAUCGAAUGCUUUAGCAAUGUUUGGGACAAAGAUCGAGAUUGGAUUAGAGAACGGGAGGGAAUUCUCUGUGAAGAGUUUGCCUACAUGAAUGCCAUCCAAGCCGCCCGACCUCGUGGCCUCAAUGUCGUGCCUGUUGCUAUUGACAACGAGGGCAUGCUUGCUUCGGGCAAAGGAGGCCUCGAGGAUGUCCUUGCAAACUGGGAUAAGAACAAGGGCAAGAGACCUCAUCUGUUGUAUACUGUGACGAUGGGUCAAAAUCCAACCUCCGGCCUGCUUUCGGUGAAGCGACGCAAGGAGCUAUACUCAUUGUGUCAAAAGUACGAUAUCAUCAUUAUUGAGGACGACCCGUACUGGUACCUACAGUAUCCGUCUGCGAAUCAGCUCUCGAUCAAAACCAGAGGCCAUCCUGUCUCGGAGAACUUCCCUGCUGAACCCUCUUACAAUUACAACACCUCCAGCGGAGGCAAGUCGAGUGGAUUCCCUUUCCUUGACAGCCUUGUACCGUCGUAUCUCUCGAUCGACGUCGAUGGACGAGUGGUGCGGUUGGACACCUUCAGCAAGACCGUCGCCCCGGGAUGCCGACUAGGCUGGAUUACAGCACAGCCGGAUUUCGUCGAUCGCAUUGAGCGCAUCACCGAAACCAGCACGCAACAGCCUAGUGGGUUUGUGCAAAGUCUGGUCGCCGAACUCAUCGUGGGUCCUUCAUCUCGCGAAGAUCCUGGCAAGGGAGGCAGUAAGGACGGCAGCGGAUGGAAAGUAGACGGAUGGGUGCGGUGGCUGGAAGGACUGCGUGGCAACUAUGAACGACGCAUGCAACUGAUGAGCAGCAUUCUCGAGGAUGGAAAAUAUCUGGUCCAGAGUUCCCACCGCGAGACAGCGUCGAGCGUAACUACUCAGACACCUCACGACGAUGGUGAUGACGAUGGCUAUGAAAUGCUUCACAAGACGCAGAUGUAUGAAUUCGCAUAUCCGCACGCCGGCAUGUUUCUGUGGAUGCACGUUCACUACGAAACACAUCCGCUUUUCAGCAAGGUUGAGCAUCAACGCCUCGCUCGGGCCUUGUGGUUGUUCAUGACCACAAAGGAUUAUCUUGUCCUUCUUAGCCCCGGCACCAUUUUCUGUCCUACCCCAGAGGUAAUGGAGGAGAAGGGAUGGCAAUACUUCCGCCUGUGCUUUGCAGCCGUGGAUGAUCGUUUGGUUGAGUCGUCUAGCAAAGCGAUUGUCAGGGCCUUUACCGACUUCUGGGCCAUCCACGAUGUCAAAAAGAUUGACAAGAUUCUGCAAGAUGAUGAUGAUGAGGCCACCGAUGAAAGAUUGGCUCAGUUGGCUUCACAGAAUCAGGGGUGGGUUAUAAAUCCAGCCGUGUGUUGAUUUCGGCCGGCCUCGCCCGGGUCGAUGUAUAUAUGAUGAAUGAGAUUGCCUGAUCUGAUUGCAUGAUAAAGAAGAUACUUGAGCACACUAGAAAUCCGGUUUCAUGGAACGCGUCGUUAUAGUCCGUACUCUGCCUGCAUACCUAGUAUACCUUCGUAGGCAGGCCGGCAGUCUCAACUGGCCACGCUAGAUGGCAGAGUCCUCGGUGUUCACUUCGGGGGCUGUUGCACGGUAUACAUACCCACAUACUUAGGAGGCAAAGUAUGUCCGCAGGGUAUGUAGCAGUAGCAGUAGCAGUAGCCAACUAUAGCAAGUCCUAAGUGAGCAACGUCUAAAUAAGGUAUAAAUCAAUCAAUAUACAACAAGGUAUGUAGUUAAGAAAUAUAAAGAAAGUGAAA
This is a messenger RNA of Exophiala dermatitidis NIH/UT8656, 2548 nucleotides long. Its product is annotated as aromatic amino acid aminotransferase. Gene Ontology annotation, biological process: biosynthetic process. The record is from RefSeq and is a predicted model, not a curated record. Gene Ontology annotation, molecular function: transaminase activity; pyridoxal phosphate binding. Lineage: Eukaryota; Fungi; Ascomycota; Eurotiomycetes; Chaetothyriales; Herpotrichiellaceae. The coding region runs from base 279 to 2150 and encodes 623 amino acids. The transcript is spliced from 4 exons.